AUGCAGAAAUCGGUAAUUGACAAAUGGCCACAGAGUUCGAAUCGUAUCGCUUUCAUAUUCAAUUGCUGUGCGCGAGAAACGUCAUUGGAUGAAGCCUCUGUGUUUAGAUCAGUGUUCAGCGAUAUACCACUAUGUGGUAUAAGGACGUAUGGUGAAUAUGGUGUGAAUGCACCGAGUUCGUCAUCACAGAAACUGACCANUACGAGACGGAAAAGAGCACGUGAGGAGGAUGACGAUGAGAAGAGCUACAGGAAAAUGAUACUCACCUUCAGCACUGUAUUCGCUAUCAUUUCAUUUGACUAG
This is a messenger RNA of Anisakis simplex (herring worm), 303 nucleotides long. Lineage: Eukaryota; Metazoa; Nematoda; Chromadorea; Rhabditida; Anisakidae. The record is from the annotation of a GenBank genome assembly.